AUGGUUUUCUCCAAAUGGUUUUCAAGAUACAAGGAUGUGUUCAUGGAAGACGCAAAGCAGCUUUCUGAAAAUACCAAAUCACAGCAGGAGGCAGAGAUCAGGCAGAGGCUGAUCACAAUACUGGAUAGAGACCACAAAGCAGGCAAAACGGUCUCACUGCAACAAUUGCAUCAGGAGUGCGAAAACUUCUUAAGCCUUAAGAGAGACAGUGAAGUUGUCGCCGGAACUAUGAAACUAGUGGAAGCCACGUCCGUCCAGAAGCGAAAGGAAAUAGAAUGUUGGAACUGCGAAGGCAAACAUCGUGCUAGUGGAUGCCAGGCAAAACCGUGGUUCUGCAAGAAGUGCAGGAAGGUCGGUCACAAGGAAAAGUUUUGUGACACUUUACGACAAAAGAAGACUGCGAGUCGCACAGAGGCGACGCAGAAAACUCAGCAUACUAAAGAGAAGUUCUCGAGGAACAGAAACAACAGAGGUCCGAGAAAGCAAGUACGAAUCGUCAAGAUUGCAAAUGCAGCAGUUCAGGCAAACUCUUCCCGUGUGUACAUCGAUGCCGUAGUGAACAACUACUCUAUAUAUGGAAAGCUUAAAUGCAAGAUUACCAUGAAAGGUGUCACUACUGAAGGAGACGCCUAUGUGACGCCGCAUAGCUCACUUUUGGGUCUCGAAUGGAUUCGAGCAAAUGAGAAUUUGAUGUACCACAUAGAAAUGAUGGCUGAAGUGAAGGCCAACUGCAACCCCAGACGUAAAGAAGAGUUGAAGAAAACGUUGAAGAGAGGAAUCAGAAACCUCAAAGGGGAAGAGAAACUGUCAGAGGAUACGUUCAAUGUUAUACGGCAAGCACACCGAACCACCCCACACAGAUGUCUUGAGGACAGAACUGAAUCAUUGAAAAGCAGCAAUACGACAGGAGAAACGGUUCUAUUUCGAAGGAAAUUCCAUAAGGGAAGACGACGUAACGCGGCAGAGCGGAGAAAGCCCCACACUCACACAUGGAAGCAAGGAGUUGUCGCAAAACGCCUUGGGAAGGUCAACUAUGAGGUCCCCGUGGAAGGAAGACUGAUGCGGAAACACGCAAACCAAUUACGACACAGCAACACAAGGACAAGCUGGAAUCGUGUAGACAAAUCGUUGAAAACCCUGCUCGACAUGUUAGAAGUGGACGACAAUUGGCUAAAAAGCAACGACGAUACUGCUAGUGACUUGGAC
Cooperia oncophora is the source of this 1206-nucleotide messenger RNA. The record is from the annotation of a GenBank genome assembly. NCBI's taxonomy places the organism in Eukaryota, Metazoa, Nematoda, Chromadorea, Rhabditida, Trichostrongylidae.